UGCAGCGAGGGGAGGGAGGUAAACAAGAUGGCGGCAGCCUUGAAGCAGCAGCAGCUGUGAAGAACAGAUGCGAGAAAAUAAACGAAUGAAGAGCAGAAACGCGAGUCUCUGAGUCUUCGAGCCGUGCUGAUGAUUGCAGCCUCAGGUAUGUUGGAUCUUGGUCAUGGAUUUCCAGUAAUGCAGAAGUCAAAGUAAUCCUCACCAAAGAGAGCGAAAGGAUGCGAGGUUUGCGUGUUUGUUUUUGCGUGUUUCUGCAGAGAUGUGCAGAGCUCCAGUGAUUCCCAGCGUCAGCUGAUAAAGCCUCAACGCCAGCAGCGGAUUCUCAAAGACUCGUUGAGACGCGGUUUGUUUCUGGUGAUUGUUCGGAUCUGUUCGUUUCACUGAGCGAUGCUUCUGCUGCGGUUUAACCGGCGUUCUACUGACUGAUCUUCCCAAUCUCAACUGCUCCUCCGUUGCUUCGGAAAACAAAUAUUCCCAGUGACAGAGCGCGGGAUCGGCGGAGGGAGAGCGAGAGGCCUGGAAAGAUGAGUUUAGGUGGAGAGCUCCAGCAUCUGGACUACCUGACGGAGAACGAGCUCAUGGACACCUUCAUCCACCGCAUCGACUCCACCGAGGUCAUCUACCAGCCCCGACGCUAUUUUAACAAGGAGAUUCAGCUGCUGAGACGACUACAGCACAAAAACGUCAUCCAGCUGGUGGAUGUGCUGUACAACGAAGAGAAGCAGAAAAUGUAUAUGGUGAUGGAGUACUGUGUCUGUGGAAUGCAGGAAAUGUUGGACAGCGUUCCAGAGAAGAGAUUUCCAGUAUUUCAAGCUCACGGAUACUUUUGCCAGCUCCUGGAUGGUCUUGAAUACUUGCACAGCCAGGGAAUUGUACACAAAGAUAUUAAACCAGGGAAUUUGCUGCUCACUACAGACGGGGCGCUGAAGAUCUCUGACUUGGGUGUAGCCGAGGCGCUCCACCCAUUUGCGGAGGACGACACGUGUCGGACGAGUCAGGGGUCGCCAGCGUUCCAGCCUCCAGAGAUCGCCAACGGCCUGGACACGUUUUCAGGCUUCAAGGUGGACAUCUGGUCUGCUGGGGUCACACUAUACAACAUAACCACGAGCCUGUACCCGUUUGAGGGGGACAACAUCUAUAAGCUAUUCGAGAACAUUGGGAAGGGUGACUACACUGUUCCUGAGGAGUGCGGCCCGCUGCUCUCGGACCUGCUGAGAGGGAUGCUGGAAUAUGAUCCUGUGAAGAGGUUUUCAAUACAGCACAUCAGACAACACAACUGGGUGCGUAAGAAACACCCACCCUCGGAGCCUCCCGUGCCCAUCCCGCCCAGCGCAGAGACGCGUGACCCGUGGCGCAGCAUGACGGUGGUGCCAUACCUGGAGGAUCUCCACGGUUACGCUGAGGAGGAGGAGGAGGAUGACGAGCUGUUCGACGGGGAGGAUGACAUCAUAUACACUCAGGACUUCACCGUACCAGGGCAGGUCCCGGAGGAUGAGGAGGAUGAGGAAGAAGAGCGCGCUCCGGAGCGCACCUGUGCCGUGGCCAAACCGGUGUGUGUGAACGGGACAGAGUCGACUGCACUCAAGCCCAAAUCCGAGCGGCGCUCCAGCUCUUCCUCCAAUCCCUCCAGAAAAGGCAUCUCCGCUGCCAGCAAGAUCCGCAAGCUUUCCACCUGCAAGCAGCAAUGACCCGGUGCUGCGCUGCACACCUGCGCUCCUCUGUACAGGUUUAUGUCGUUUCCCAGCAGUCAGUUCUAAACGCUGUUUUUUUCGACGCACAUUUCUGCGGUGGUGAUGAACUCAAACACAGUGCCAGGACUGACUUUACUUGAGAAUGCUGUUAAAGAGUGGAGACGUUUCCCACAAUCCUCCUCCGUGGCUGAGGAUCAUCCAUUCGGUUUCUCUGGCGCUCUCGGAUCGGACCCGACCUUCCGUUUAGUUUUAAACCUUCGUCUUUUAAUUUAAAGUCAUUACCUGCCGUUAAAGAUGCAGAUGGUUUGAUGUAAAGAAUGACACAGAGAUCAGUUACUGUAGAGAAAUAUGCUGCAGAUGAUGAUGUUAAAACUAAACUGCAUGCUGUGAUGUGGACGGAGAGUUUGGACGUCUGGGUUCAUUUUCCCUAUUUGGUUUGUUUUUCCCGUUAAAUAUUUUUUAAGUAUUAUUUAUAUAAAACACAUCCCAACUGAAGCUGAGCUCGUGGUCUUUAUUUGCAUGCGUUUCGUUGGAAAAAAGGGCUUUCACUGCGAG
Messenger RNA from Sinocyclocheilus anshuiensis, 2246 nucleotides. It is a transcript of the gene stk11, whose product is annotated as serine/threonine kinase 11. NCBI's taxonomy places the organism in Eukaryota, Metazoa, Chordata, Actinopteri, Cypriniformes, Cyprinidae. Gene Ontology annotation, molecular function: protein serine/threonine kinase activity; ATP binding; protein kinase activator activity. Gene Ontology annotation, biological process: protein phosphorylation; glucose homeostasis; establishment of cell polarity. The coding region runs from base 525 to 1688 and encodes 387 amino acids. The transcript has 11 exons. The record is from RefSeq and is a predicted model, not a curated record. Gene Ontology annotation, cellular component: cytoplasm.